UAACACAAGACACAAGAUACAGUCACUGAAACUGCUGAAGCUCAUGAAACACCUCAGGUCAUGGUCAGCAGCUGAGUUCACUGAAUGCAUUUCUAGACACUUUUAAUUUGAAAGACUUUAGACAUGGGGACUAACUCAGACCAGAGGGAAGGGUACAUGCCAAAUGGGCAUUCAGAAAACGGGAAGACAUCAGCCUUCAUCCCUGACAUGGAGCUCCGGGAGGAAUGGCAGGAUGAGGAGUUCCCCAGGCCUCUUCCUGAGGACACACAGAGUCCUGGUGAUGAAGAGGAAAGCCCUGGAGCUGAGGGAAACAGGCCUGUCCCACCAACUAGCCUGGCCCUCACAGGUGAUGCCGUCAGGAAGAAGCGACUAGUGGCGCCCACUCUUAGUCUAACACUGGACAAAACCUCUACUGACCGGAGCGUGAAAUCUGACGAGUUUGAAGCCUCUGCUCUUUCACCAUCUCUUGAUGAUGACCCAGAGAUGGACAUUAACCUGGAAGCCCUAGAGACACCCUCAGACAGCGAGUCUUACAACUUCCCAGACAGCAUGCACGACUUAGAGUGGGAAGAUGAUCUUCCCAGGAUGGGCAAAGCAGCGAUCAGAAAGGCCAGUUUACUGGAGCAUGCAGAGAUGGGACACCUGGACUUGGAUCAGGUGGACAGCAAUGGGCGGCGAUGGAGGCGUUUCCAUAUUGGCGGCCAAGACUACCAAGUCAACAUGAGCGUUCUGGAGCCGUACCUUCAAGUUCUUUCCCACGGAGGAUAUUAUGGUGACGGAUCGACAGCCAUCAUCAUGUUCACUUCCUGCUACCUACCAGAAAACACAACAGAACACUAUGAGUAUGUGAUGGACAAUCUCUUCAGGUACAUCAUUGGCACGUUGGACUUGAUGGUGUCUGAGAGUUACAUACUGGUGUAUCUGUGUGGAAUGGCCCCUCGCAAUAAGAUGCCUGGGAUUAAGUGGCUUCGACAGUGUUACAUGUCCAUCGACAGACGGUUGAGGAAAGAACUGAAAGGCCUCUUCGUGGUUCACCCGGCCUGGUACGUGAGAGCUUUAAUCACAGUCAUCAAACCCUUCAUCAGUGAGAAAUUCGGCAGGAAGAUGCGCUUCAUCCACAGCUUGCAAGAACUGGCAGAGUUUGUUCCUGUGGCCCAGCUGCAAAUCCCAGACUGCAUCAGACAGUAUGAUGAGCAGAUGAACAGGUGAAGGUGUCUGAUGGGAAGAGAGCAGAGGUGUACAUACUUUAUAGACUUCACACUGGGGUGACAUGCAUGUGGGAAUUGGAGCUGGCUGGGGUUAAAGGUCAAGCUUGAGGGCAAAUGCCCUAAUGACAGAAAAACAGCUUCCUACCAGAAGAAUCUUUGAUGAAAUACAAAAAGACAGUGUUGUUCUUCAGAGAGAAACAGCCGUGUCAUGCUGUAAGGCAGGUCAGGAGAGGUCUGUGUGCAACAUGAAAGCCUGUUUGACGUCAUUGCAUUUAAACUGUUACACAAAAACAGACAAACAUGUUUCCCAGACUCUAGAAAAUGACAAUACACCCUUCACUCUUCAUAGAACCUAUUCUAUUUAGGCGUGAGAAAUGCCAAUAACAUUUCCUUUUGGAUUUGUGGUGAACAUACCCAAAUUAGGAUAAAUAUUAGUUUUAAUAUUUGCACUAAAUUGUUACAAAAUCUUGUUGUAUGCAUGAUAACUGAAACCUGUACGGAAUAUGUGUAUGAUUUAAUCUCUCUAAAUCUACUAUCUGGCUUUUUU
This is a messenger RNA of Carassius auratus (goldfish), 1755 nucleotides long. Its product is annotated as BCL2/adenovirus E1B 19 kDa protein-interacting protein 2-like. Gene Ontology annotation, cellular component: cytoplasm. Gene Ontology annotation, biological process: apoptotic process. The transcript is spliced from 10 exons. The record is from RefSeq and is a predicted model, not a curated record. Lineage: Eukaryota; Metazoa; Chordata; Actinopteri; Cypriniformes; Cyprinidae. The coding region runs from base 124 to 1209 and encodes 361 amino acids.